UUGAAGCCCAAUCAAGCAGGAGAGACCAGCCUCUCCUGUUCCCAGCUGUGUGUCCAUGAAGAGUGACAAGUCUAUGGGUCUACCUCUAAACUUUAGAGAGGGAGACUUUUCUACUGAACAAAGAAACCAACAGGAGAGAUCAGAGUCAGAGAUUCUCAGUGGUCAGUCUUCCCAGAGUCAUCAAACAGACCUGGCCUCCAUAUUCAGUAUGCUUGAAGAGAAAAUUAUGACAUUUGUGAAGAACGAGCUGAAGAUGUUCAAGAGGAUUCUUAGUCCAGAACUCCCAGAAGGCUUUGGGAGUCAGAAGCAGGAAGUGGUGGAUGCUGAAGAUGAGAAGCAGGAGAGCAGUGCCAGAGAGGGGGCUCUGAAGAUCACACUGCACGUCCUGAGGAAAAUGAACCAGAAGGACCUUGCUGACACACUGGAGAAAUAUUCAGAUGAGCUUGCUGUGAUUUGCCAACGUGAACUCAAAUCUAAUCUAAAGAAGAAGUUUCAAUGUGUAUUUGAGGGGAUCGCUAAACAAGGAAACCCAACACUUCUCAAUAAGAUCUACACAGAGCUCUACAUCACAGAGGGUGGAACAGGAGAGGUCAAUAAUGAACAUGAGCUGAGACAGAUUGAGACAACAACCAGGAAACAAGCAAGAACAGAGACUGCAAUCAAAUGUAACGACAUCUUCAAACCCUUAACUGGACAAGACAAACGUAUCAGAACUGUGCUGACAAAGGGAGUCGCUGGCAUUGGAAAAACAGUCUCUGUGCAGAAGUUCAUUCUGGACUGGGCUGAAGGAAAAGCAAAUCAGGAUGUCCAAUUUGUAUUUUCAUUCCCUUUCCGGGAGCUGAAUUUGAUGAAAGAGGACAAACACACUUUCAUUGAACUUCUCAAUCACUUCACAAUGGAAACCAAACAAUCAAGAAUCUCCAUCUACAACAAGUACAAAGUUCUGUUCAUCUUUGAUGGUCUGGAUGAGUGCCGACUGCCCCUAGACUUCCAGAAGAACAAGAUCUGUUGGGACGUCACAGAGUCAACCUCAGUGGAUGUUCUGCUGACAAAUCUCAUCAAGGGAAAUCUGCUUCCCUCUGCUCUCCUCUGGAUAACUACCCGACCUGCAGCAGCCAAUAAGAUCCCUUCAGUGUAUGUUGACCAGGUAACAGAGGUACGAGGGUUCAAUGACCCACAGAAGGAGGAGUACUUCAGGAAGAGAUUCAGUGAUGAGGACCUGGCCAGCAGAAUCAUAUCACACAUAAAGACAUCAAGGAGCCUCCACAUCAUGUGCCACAUUCCAGUCUUCUGUUGGAUUUCUGCAACAGUCCUUGAACACAUGCUGAAACAUAAGAGAGAAAAGAUGCCCAAGACUCUGACUGAGAUGUACACACACCUUGUGGUGUUUCAUACCAAACAGAAGAAUGAAAAGUAUCUUGGGAAAGAAGAGACAGGUCCACACUGGAAUAAAGAGAGCAUUCUGUCACUGGGAAAACUGGCUUUUCAACAGCUUGUGAAUGGCAAUCUGAUUUUCUAUGAAGAAGACCUGAAAGAGGCUGGCAUUGAUGUCAAUGAAGCCUCAGUGUACUCAGGAUUGUGCACACAGCUCUUUAAAGAGGAAUGUGUGCUGUACCAGGACAAGGUGUACUGCUUUGUUCAUCUGAGCAUUCAGGAGUUUCUGGCUGCUGUAUAUGUGUUCCUCUCAUUCAUCAACAACAAUGAGAAUCUAAUGGACAAACUGCAAACAAACAACAAGUCUGAAGUUACUUUCUACAAGAGUGCUGUGGAUAAAGUCUUACAAAGUGAGACGGGAAACCUGGACCUUUUCCUCCGCUUCCUUCUGGGCCUCUCACUGGAGUCCAAUCAGAAGCACUUACGAGGUCUAAUGACAAAGACAAGAAGCAGCUCACAGAGCCAUGAAGAAACAGUCAAGUACAUCAAGGAGAAGAUCGGGGAGAAUCUCUCUCCAGAGAGGUGCAUCAAUCUGUUCCACUGUCUGAAUGAACUGAAUGACCAUUCUCUAGUGGAGGAGAUCCAAAGCUACCUGAGAUCAGGAAGUCUCUCAAAACCCAACCUGUCACCUGCACAGUGGUCAGCUCUGGUCUUUGUGUUGCUGACUUCAGAAAAGGAGCUGGAUGUGUUUGACCUGAAGAAAUACUCCAGAUCAGAGAAAGUUUUUCUGAGGCUGCUGCCAGUGGUCAAAGUCUCCAGAGCUGUUCUGCUGUCAGGCUGUGGAGUCACAGAGGAAGGCUGUGCUUCUCUGGUCUCAGCUCUGACGUCAAACCCCUCACACCUGAGAGAGCUGGAUCUGAGUAACAAUGACCUGAAGGAUUCAGGAGUGAAGCUGCUCUCUGCUGGACUGGGGAAUCCCCACUGUAAACUGGAGACUCUGAGGUCAGUAUUCCUGUAGUUGGUCAACAAGUGA
Molecule: messenger RNA, 2407 nt
Organism: Salvelinus fontinalis (brook trout)
Lineage: Eukaryota; Metazoa; Chordata; Actinopteri; Salmoniformes; Salmonidae
Product: NLR family CARD domain-containing protein 3-like
Exons: 5
Coding region: 56-2392 (778 amino acids)
Molecular function (GO): protein binding
Source: RefSeq, a predicted model, not a curated record